This is a messenger RNA of Colletotrichum orchidophilum, 2850 nucleotides long. RefSeq names its product isoleucyl-tRNA synthetase. Gene Ontology annotation, biological process: isoleucyl-tRNA aminoacylation. The transcript is spliced from 3 exons. Gene Ontology annotation, cellular component: cytosol. The record is from RefSeq and is a predicted model, not a curated record. Gene Ontology annotation, molecular function: isoleucine-tRNA ligase activity; tRNA binding; aminoacyl-tRNA deacylase activity. The coding region runs from base 1 to 2850 and encodes 949 amino acids. NCBI's taxonomy places the organism in Eukaryota, Fungi, Ascomycota, Sordariomycetes, Glomerellales, Glomerellaceae.
AUGUCGAAGUCAUGGGCAUCGACAUUGAGGUUACCUAAAUCCACCUUUCCACCGCGCCCGCUCUCGCAAUUUCGUGCCGAAUAUCUCCGCCGAUCCGCCGACGACUUUUACAAUUGGCAGUUAUCCAAUGAUUCCAGACCCGAGUUCACUCUGCAUGAUGGCCCGCCAUACGCAAAUGGAGGCCUCCACGCUGGCCACGCCUUGAACAAGAUUUUGAAAGACAUGAUCAACAGAGUCAAGGUCCAGCAAGGUUAUCGCAUACGCUACAGGCCGGGCUGGGAUUGCCAUGGCCUCCCCAUCGAAAUGAAGGCCGUUGGCACGUCAGGCGGCAAGGGCAUGACCGCCGUAGAGAUCCGAAAGGCUGCGAGGCAGCUAGCGUCCACUACCGUCCUGGAGCAGAUGGAGGGUUUCCGCUCAUACGGCGUCAUGGGUGACUGGGAUGCGCGGUGGACGACAAUGGACCCCGACUUCGAGGUCAGGCAGCUGCGUUUGUUCAAGCAGAUGGUACGGCGAGGCCUCAUCUACCGCAAGAGCAAGCCCGUAUACUGGUCGCCCUCAUCGAGAACUGCUCUGGCUGAAGCCGAGCUGGAGUACAACGAGAAUCACGUUUCAACGGCAGCUUACAUCCGGUACCCAAUUAUUGGCGGCCCAUCCCUGGACGGCUUUACUGGCCAGCUCUACGCCAUCAUUUGGACCACCACCCCCUGGACCCUGCCGGCGAACAAGGCCAUUGCCAUUCACGAUGAAUUGGACUACGCCAUCGCCACCGCCAAUGGAAGCGCGUAUCUCACCGCGGUCAGCCGUCUUGAAGCUGUCAAGGCUCUCUUCCCCGAGCAGGAGCCUCGCGUCAUCGUAGCAUCCAUCAAGGGCUCCGAACUGCUUGGCUUGCAAUACAAGAAUAGGCUGCAAGGGGCAAACUCUGUACCGCAGCCAAUCAUCCACGCAGAUUUUGUGUCAGCAGACUCUGGAACAGGGCUCGUUCAUAUCGCUCCUGGCCAUGGCUUCGAGGACUAUGAGGCAUGCGUUCAGCUCGGCAUCGAUGCCUUCGCGCCCAUAGACGACGAGGGAAACUUCACCCAUGAAGCUUUCCCAGAUGCGCCCGAAAAGCUGACAGAAGCCUCCUCGAUCCUCAAGGGCGGCAGCAAGGCCGUUCUCGCCCUGAUCGAAGACGACGUUCUUGAUGCGGCAAAGUACAAGCACAAAUAUCCCUAUGACUGGCGGACGAAACAGCCCGUGGUCAUACGGUCUACGGCUCAAUGGUUCGCCGAUGUUGGUAGCAUCAAGGACGACGCUCUCAACGCCCUAAAGGACGUCAAGUUUGUGCCGUCUUCCGGGCACAACCGCCUUGAGAGCUUCGUUGUUGGCCGCAGUGAAUGGUGUAUCUCGCGCCAGCGUGCUUGGGGUGUCCCUAUACCUGCUCUGUACGAUGCCAAUGGAGAUGCUGUGGUGACGGAGGAAUCCGUGGACCACAUCAUUUCGGUCAUUCAGCAGCGUGGUAUUGAUGCCUGGUUCUCCGACGCCGCCGAUGAACCUGCUUGGGUUGCGCCGUCUUUGAAAGGACGCUACCGACGUGGUACCGACACCAUGGAUGUCUGGUUCGAUAGCGGAAGCAGCUGGACUGAGAGCAACGGCCAAGCAGACGUCUACCUUGAAGGAUCUGAUCAGCACCGCGGCUGGUUUCAGUCAAGCCUGCUUUCGUACGUGGCCGCGCAAAGGGCUGAGAGUGAUGCGGCAUCCCAAGCGCAGCCCAAGUCUCCGUUCAAGACUCUCAUCACUCACGGCUUCACGCUAGACCAUUCUGGCAAAAAGAUGUCAAAGUCGAUCGGGAACACCAUUACACCCGACCAGAUUAUGGACGGCACCCUGCUGCCGCCGAUCAAGGUCAGGGGCAAAGCCAAGGUAGCCAACGCUGGCCCAACCUAUGAGGCCCUGGGUCCGGACGCUCUUCGUCUCUGGGCUGCCAGUUCAGAAUAUACCAAGGACGUCGCCAUCGGUCAGGCAGUUCUCAAGUCCGUUCACACCGUGCUGGUCAAGUACCGAACAAUCAUCAAAAUGUUGACCGGCUCGAUGCACGAGUCGGCCAGAACCGCUCCCACGACGACUCUGGACUAUAUCGCGCUCAUCCAGCUGAGAGACGUGAUGGCGGAAGUUGAAAGGGCAUUUGCGGCACACGAGUUCUACAAGGCCUUUAGUGCCUUGAACCGCUGGAUCGCCAACGACCUCUCCGCCUUCUACCUCGAGGCUAUGAAAGACCGCCUCUACUGCGGCGACGGCGGCGGCGUCCUGGAGCCAAUCUUCCUCGGCUUCCUCCGCAUGCUAUCACCCAUGACGCCCCUCUUGGUCGAGGAGGCGUGGGACCACCGCCCCGAGUACAUGAAGGCCGACAGCACGAUCCUUCAUCCCCUGUAUACCCCCUACGACGCAACCGUUCACAGUAGAGCACCCUCGCCCAUUGGGGAGGCUUCCCUCCGCAAGGACCUUCCGGUCCUGAUGUCUGUCCAGAAUGCCGUCAAAGCGGCUCUCGAAAAGGGCCGCGCGGCCAAGGUCCUCGGGUCGUCGCUGCAGUCCUCUGUGAUUGUGACGACUGAGGAUCAAGCAGUCGCCGGCGUGAUGAGCAAGUACAGAAAGGAGCUGGAGGCGAUGUUCGUCGUGUCCUCGGUCGAAACCAACACGGGAGUACCCGGCCAGCCCGAGUGGCGUUACGACGAGGCGUUCGAGGUCAACGGCGCCAAGGGGACAGUCUCGGUGUUGCCGCCGAAUGAGCACAAGUGCCCGCGUUGCUGGCGGUAUAUCGCGCCCAAGGAGGACGCUUUGUGCGGGCGUUGUGAUGAUGCUGUGGCAAGCUUGUAA